CCGGCCCCGACCCUGGCCUACCUAGCCUGCCCGGGAGCCAUGAGCCCCGGGCUGCUGCUGCUGCUCGGCAGCGCCGUCCUGGUCGCCUUCGGCCUCUGCUGCACCUUCGUGCACCGCGCUCGCAGCCGCUACGAGCACAUCCCCGGGCCGCCGCGGCCCAGUUUCCUUCUAGGACACCUCCCCUACUUUUGGAAAAAGGAUGAGGUUUGUGGCCGCGUGCUCCAAGAUGUGUUUUUGGAUUGGGCUAAGAAGUAUGGCCCCGUCGUGCGGGUCAACGUCUUCCACAAAACCUCUGUCAUUGUCACGAGCCCUGAAUCAGUCAAGAAGUUCCUGAUGUCCACCAAGUACAACAAGGACUCCAAGAUGUACCACGCAAUCCAGACUGUGUUUGGUGAGAGACUGUUUGGCCAAGGCUUGGUGUCCGAAUGUGACUAUGAGCGCUGGCAUAAACAGCGCAGGGUCAUGGACCUGGCCUUCAGCCGCAGCUCCUUGGUCAGCUUGAUGGAAACGUUCAACGAGAAAGCCGAGCAGCUGGUGGAGAUUCUGGAGGCCAAGGCAGAUGGGCAGACCCCGGUGUCCAUGCAGGACAUGCUGACCUGCACCACCAUGGACAUCCUGGCCAAGGCAGCUUUUGGGAUGGAGACAGGCAUGCUGCUGGGUGCCCAGAAGCCUCUGUCCCGGAAGGUGAAACUCAUCCUGGAGGGGAUUACUGCAUCGCGCAACACUCUGGCGACGUUUAUGCCAGGGAAGUGGAAGCAGGUCCGAGAGAUCCGGGAGAGCAUCCGCUUUCUGCGCCAGGUUGGCAAGGACUGGGUCCAGCGCCGCCGGGAGGCCCUGAAGAGGGGGGAGGACGUCCCUGCCGACAUCCUCACACAGAUCCUCAAAGCUGAAGAGGGGGCCCAGGACGAUGAGAUCCUGCUGGACAACUUCGUCACCUUCUUCAUUGCUGGCCAUGAGACCUCUGCCAAUCAUUUGGCAUUCACGGUGAUGGAGCUGUCCCGCCAGCCUGAGAUCUUGGCAAGGUACAGAAUGGGGAGACUUG
Molecule: messenger RNA, 1042 nt
Organism: Leptonychotes weddellii (Weddell seal)
Lineage: Eukaryota; Metazoa; Chordata; Mammalia; Carnivora; Phocidae
Source: RefSeq, a predicted model, not a curated record